This is a messenger RNA of Camelina sativa (false flax), 700 nucleotides long. RefSeq names its product small ribosomal subunit protein uS8z/uS8w. The record is from RefSeq and is a predicted model, not a curated record. Gene Ontology annotation, cellular component: ribosome. NCBI's taxonomy places the organism in Eukaryota, Viridiplantae, Streptophyta, Magnoliopsida, Brassicales, Brassicaceae. Gene Ontology annotation, biological process: translation. Gene Ontology annotation, molecular function: structural constituent of ribosome.
GUGAUAUAAGCGAAAACCCUAAUUUUUGUUCCGUCUUCUCUGUUUUAAUCUGUUCUUCAAGGCAAAGCUAGAGACGACGUCGGAGGCGGCUGCUACUUAGGUUUCAGUUUUUUGAAAUUUUGAAAGAAUGGUGAGAAUCAGUGUGCUCAAUGAUGCUCUCAAGAGUAUGUACAAUGCUGAGAAGAGGGGAAAGAGGCAGGUCAUGAUCAGGCCUUCUUCUAAAGUGAUCAUCAAGUUCCUUAUCGUCAUGCAAAAGCACGGUUACAUUGGCGAGUUUGAGUAUGUUGAUGACCACAGGUCUGGUAAGAUUGUUGUUGAGCUUAAUGGAAGGUUGAACAAGUGUGGAGUUAUCAGUCCUCGUUUUGAUGUUGGUGUUAAGGAGAUUGAAGGAUGGACUGCUCGUCUACUUCCUUCCAGACAGUUUGGUUACAUUGUUCUGACGACCUCAGCGGGAAUCAUGGAUCACGAAGAAGCCAGGAGAAAGAAUGUUGGUGGCAAAGUUCUUGGCUUCUUUUACUGAAGCAGCUUCUCGAGAUCUAUCUUAUCGGGUUAUAUUUCGAUUCUCCUUAUGUUGAGGGAGUAGUAAUUGGAUUGUGACCUCAAUGUUAAAGUAGUAGUUUUUUGUACGUGGUUUUACUCAGAUGCUUAAAAACUUUGGAGAUGAGUAGACAAAUUUAUUUCAGUUUUUGAAUUCGUUAGA